CUUAGAGAUCUAAAGACGUUUUUUGUUUUUUUUCUUAAUGCGAAUCUACUUCCCGCGAGAUAAAGUUAACCUUAAACUGAAGGAAAAUUAUCAAAAAGAAGAUGUGUUUGAGUUAGCAGCAGAGCUUGGAGUUAGUGUAACUUUAUUAAAUUUUAUAACGUACUCGUACCAUGGACCGCGAGUGUGUUUUGAUCCUGCCCCGGGUCUGUGAGGUGCUGGCGGCGUCAGGAAGCUCUUUGCCCGAUGACACCAGUCUGGAGAAACUGCUAGACUGGUUCACAACCAUCACGCAGACUGGCGUAUCUCUACUGGAGGCUUCCCCGUGUCUGCUUGAUUUCCUAUCCAAUGUAGCCUUCAACUCCACCUCAGGCCCCAGCAUCCUUUCCUUCACUCUGAAACUCGCUGGCUUGAUCGGUGCUUCUGAAGACGGCUUUAAAGUUCUGGAGGAGUGCUCUGUGUUGGGGCUGAUCUUUGAUCCUCGUCACUGGCAAGAAGCAGGACUUUGGGAGGAUCCAUGUCUGCGGAUUGGUUGGAUCCAGGGCCUAAAGACGAUUCUGCAGCACUCAAAGGCUCUCCGAUUUUUUGUGCAAGCAGGUCUUAUUGAACCACUCUUACAUCUUCAGACAGACUCAAGCCUAUUUGUUGCUUCAGCUGCCAAUCAGAUGCUCGCUCACGUCCUUCUCCUCUGUGAGUCUCUGUCCUCUGUGGGAUGUAACGGCACAAAGGAAAGAGACUUGGAACAGAACAGCUUGAGCAUGGAAACCAAUCAAAAUUGCAGUGGUGUUAUAACAAAAGCCUUAGAAUAUCUAAACAAGUGUCUGGUCCUGAAGGAAACUUCACAACUUUCUCAAAGCCAGCAGAUCCUCAAACUACUGACCCAGUUCCUGGUCCAGGUCAGGACUCCUCUGCUGGAGAAGCUGCUGCUGACUGUCAUAGACUCUGUGGAGGAGCUAGUGACAAAAAGCUGCAGUCAGCUCACGCUGCCUCUGAUGGACGUGGUUCUAGCUGCAAACAGCAGGCUCAGUGAUGAUCACGACCCAAAGCAGCGAAUCGGCCGACUCCUGUCACUCAUGUUGAACAGGAACAACCCUGUUGAUGUCAUCCAGGCUGCAGCUGCUUGGUUACGCAGCCGCCAGUAUGAUCCCGUCCACACAGCCCACUGUGCUCGAGUCCUGCUGCUACCCCUGGACAUCGUUACCGGCAUCUCUUUGCUGGAUGAAAACUCCACAGCAGAAGAGCUUCGAAUUUUAAUGACCGAGCAGCUUAAGAGUAAAACCUGCUUCUCCAUGAUUUGUGUGUGUUUAACAAACAUACCUCAGAUCACACUUCUGGCGCCGGAUUGUCUCCCCUGUCCUCAGAGGCGAAUUGUUAGUGCAGUGUUGUCGUUACUGAAGCUGUGCUGUGGGGACACCUCGUCUUCAUCCGCUGGCUGCGUUGGAGUUUUCAGAUUUGUUACCGGCAGCAGCAAAAUUCAGAAAUGUUCCAUGGAGGCUCUGUCGGCGCUCAGCAAGAGUCCAGAGGUAGAGAUCCUGCUGCCUGAGGUCUUCAAACUUCUGACAGAAUAUGUGAAUAGUCCUUCUUCUGACCCAUCUGUGCUCCAGAAGUCAUACCAGGCUUUAAUCAACUGGAUAGGUGUUUGCACAGACCUCUCAUGCAUUACAGGCCUCCUCAGAGAAGAUCUUAUCCAGGCAGUAAGGAAGCGUGCUUGUGACAUGCGCUGGGAAGCGAGAGACUCCACGGUGGAGUUUCUGGGUCACCUCGCAGAGGUGCAAUCCUGCCGGACAUCCGCUGGGGAGAAGAGAGAACCGUCAAAUUCUCUCCUGGGAGGCUGCAGCUUUACAGUUCCUCUCCUCAAGGAGGCGCUGCAGGAUCUAGAGAGUUAUGUGAGAGCCAGCUCCAUUUUUGCACUGGGACACACACUGACAUUCAGCUGGCAGCAGGGGGCAGCACUAACACAGGAUCAGGUGGAAAUAGUGACCCGGCUGCAGGAAAUUCUCUCCCAGGACUCGGAGGGAUUUGCCAGGAGGGCCGUUGUGAAGUACUUUAUUGCCUGGUUCUCCUCAUGUUCCUCGCCUACCUCCUGCUCGCUCCUUGUGCAGUCUGUGCCGACCGUCCUCUCUCAGGGUGUUGCCGAUCUGGACUGGGAGGUCAAACUACACACACUGGAGCUGGCAGAGCUGCUGCUGGACCAGGCCUUUCCAAAUCCCGCUCCACCUCAUCCCUACGCUGUGAUGUCUGACCAGUCCCACAGAAUUCACACACAGGAUAAGGAGUCAGAGUUGCUCAGCAGCUUAAACAGUUUGGUUGACCGGGGAGUCAUCUCCGCUUUGUUCUGUUUUCUGGUUGACUGUGACAGACCCGUCGCUCUGAAGGCCUGCCAGCUGCUGUUAAAGCUCAGACACACAGUUUGUCCUCUGAUGGUGAGCGCAGCAGACACCAGAGUUCCCUGUGAACUGCCUGGAUGGAGCUGGGUGCAUGAGAUCAGAAAGAUCCAGGGGGUGAAUAAGGACCCUCACACACAGGGAGGCUCUCAUAUUGGUUCUGAAGCCCGCGGCGAGGCAGUGGAGGAAAGCACAAGUGCCGAAGGUGACAGUGUGUGUGUCAGUGUGUGCGAGGUGUUGAGGUCCCUGGAUUUAGACGAGAGGCUGAGCAUCCUGACUCAAAGCAGCGACCACAUCUACAACUCUCCUCUCUCUCUGCUGCAGGACAUAAUAACAGCCAGCACUGCUAACUCACAUCCCAACUCGAAACCGGGCCAGGAGGUCAUAGUGGACUGUUACUAACGGCCAAAGACAGAGUAACACACGGUCUUCAAUGAGCAGCAAUCCCAUGUCAUAGAUGCUGAUUUCAACACAUGUUGGUUUUAAAACUUUUUUUACAUGAUUUAUUUUGACAUAACUCAUUACUCACUCAACCUACAACUUGCCUAUUGUUGUGUAUAUUUCUCUGCUCUGUAAAAAGUAUUUCAUAUAAUAGACAGAGGAUCUUGCGUACAGUACUGUGACUCGAGAUCUUUUUGGCUCCAGAUGUGUUCCUUACAGCUGAUUGAUGAGUUAUAUUGUCCUUAACGAAGAUACUUUCAUCCUCCCAGACUCAUCUAUAAGGAGUUUUAAUGUUGAGGCCAAUCUUUGGGUACAAACACUGACAACUAUGCUGGCAACCUGGUAAAUAUGUGUAAAAAGCAUAAAAUAAAUGUAUGCAAUGAAA
Girardinichthys multiradiatus is the source of this 3207-nucleotide messenger RNA. It is a transcript of the gene brat1, whose product is annotated as BRCA1-associated ATM activator 1. Bases 171 to 2783 code for a protein of 870 amino acids. The record is from RefSeq and is a predicted model, not a curated record. The transcript is spliced from 12 exons. Lineage: Eukaryota; Metazoa; Chordata; Actinopteri; Cyprinodontiformes; Goodeidae. Gene Ontology annotation, cellular component: nucleus. Gene Ontology annotation, biological process: cell population proliferation; DNA damage response; positive regulation of protein phosphorylation.